Messenger RNA from Cucumis melo (muskmelon), 1291 nucleotides. RefSeq names its product beta-carotene hydroxylase 2, chloroplastic. The record is from RefSeq and is marked provisional. Gene Ontology annotation, molecular function: iron ion binding; beta-carotene 3-hydroxylase activity. Gene Ontology annotation, cellular component: chloroplast. Lineage: Eukaryota; Viridiplantae; Streptophyta; Magnoliopsida; Cucurbitales; Cucurbitaceae. Gene Ontology annotation, biological process: carotene metabolic process; xanthophyll biosynthetic process.
UUUUUCCUUCUCAUUCUAAUUUUUCUCCCACACUCAGAACUGAAUAAAAAGAAAAACAAAAACAAACUUGUGGCCUCUGUUCCUUCGACCUCCAUUUUUAUACCCCUCUCUCCGCCGUCCCUUUCUCCGAGAACCUUCCUCUUCUUCCACUCUCUUUUCACUUUUCACCCCUUCUUCUCUCCCAUGGCGGCCGCCCUCUCCGCCGCCUUACUCCCCAAACCAUUCCAUCUCUUCCUCUCUUCCUCCCAUCUCUCCCUUAAACCUCCGACCCCCUUUCUUUUUCCACCUUCUGUCUUCCCGAACAGUAGAUUCCAAUGGAAGAUGCGGAGAAAAACUCUGCUCACUGUCUGCGUACUCGUUGAGGAUCAAAAUAGUUCCGGCGAGGUACACAGUCUCUCCGAUGAAGAAUCGCCGAUUGUAGUUCCUCAGAUCCCAUCGCCUCACGUUUCCGAAAGAUUAGCUAGGAAGAAAUCGGAGCGUUUCACUUAUCUUGUUGCUGCGAUUAUGUCUAGUUUCGGAAUUACAUCCAUGGCUGUCAUGGCGGUUUAUUACCGAUUUUACUGGCAAAUGGAGGGCGGAGAGAUUCCUUUCUCUGAAAUGUUUGGUACAUUUUCUCUCUCUGUUGGUGCCGCUGUCGGCAUGGAGUUCUGGGCAAGAUGGGCUCAUAGAGCUCUCUGGCACUCUUCCUUAUGGCAUAUGCACGAGUCGCAUCAUAAACCAAGAGAAGGACCAUUCGAACUGAACGAUAUUUUCGCCAUAAUCAACGCUGUGCCGGCCAUAGCACUUCUUUCUUACGGCUUCUUCCAUAAAGGGCUUGUUCCUGGACUCUGCUUUGGCGCAGGUCUUGGAAUUACGGUCUUUGGGAUGGCCUACAUGUUCGUCCACGACGGUCUCGUUCACAAAAGAUUCCCUGUGGGUCCCAUUGCCAACGUCCCUUACUUCAGAAAGGUUGCUGCUGCUCACCAGCUUCACCAUUCGGACAAGUUCAAUGGUGUCCCAUACGGGCUUUUUUUAGGUCCCAAGGAACUAGAGGAAGUGGGAGGCUUAGAAGAAUUGGAGAAGGAAAUCAACCGAAGAAUAAAAUGGACGGCGCCAAAAUCAAACUAUGGUUCUUGAUGGACCAAUAUUAUGUGAAAAUUUAAAAAAGAAAAGAAGAAAAAGAAAGCUUUACCUGAGCAGUAACUUUUUUCUUUUUCUAAUAUUAAAAAGCCAAAUAUUAUUUAGUUCAGAGCUUUUUCUUUUUAGUGUAUGAAGUAAAGAAGUAAAAGAAUGAGUAUAGUGAAUUGGGUAC